Morchella sextelata is the source of this 981-nucleotide messenger RNA. RefSeq lists its product as uncharacterized. Gene Ontology annotation, molecular function: rRNA methyltransferase activity; histone H2AQ104 methyltransferase activity; RNA binding. The coding region runs from base 1 to 981 and encodes 326 amino acids. Lineage: Eukaryota; Fungi; Ascomycota; Pezizomycetes; Pezizales; Morchellaceae. The transcript is spliced from 3 exons. Gene Ontology annotation, cellular component: nucleolus; box C/D methylation guide snoRNP complex; small-subunit processome. The record is from RefSeq and is a predicted model, not a curated record. Gene Ontology annotation, biological process: box C/D sno(s)RNA 3'-end processing; rRNA methylation.
AUGGCUUUCACUCCCGGUGGUGGUAGAGGAGGACGAGGUGGUGGCAGAGGCGGUGCCACUCCCAGAGGUGGAUCGCGUGGAGGAUUCGGCGGCGGUGGACGUGGUGGUGGACGUGGUGGCUUUGGAGGUGGUGCCCGUGGUACCCCCCGUGGCGGUGGCCGUGGAGGAGCCCGUGGAGGCCGUGGCGGUCCCCCCGGCCGUGGAGGACGCGGCGGCGGCCGCGGCGGAGCAGCAGGUGGAGCCCGUGGCGGUGCCAAAGUCAUUGUCGAGCCGCAUCGCCACGCCGGUGUCUUCGUUGCCCGUGCUAAGGAGGACAUGCUUGUGACCAAGAACCUGUCCCCCGGCGAGUCCGUGUACGGCGAGAAGCGCAUCUCCGUCGACACCCCGUCCACAAACGCCGACGAGGCCGCCACAAAGGUCGAGUACCGUGUGUGGAACCCGUUCCGCUCAAAGUUGGCGGCCGGUAUCCUCGGUGGUCUGGAUGACAUCUUCAUCAAGCCCGGCGCAAAGGUCUUGUAUCUCGGAGCGGCCUCGGGGACGUCGGUCUCCCACGUGGCUGAUAUCGUGGGACCCACCGGAAACGUGUUUGCCGUCGAGUUCUCGCACCGCUCGGGGCGUGACUUGAUUAACAUGGCAAAGAAGCGAACGAACGUUAUCCCCAUCAUUGAGGAUGCGCGCCACCCAAUGAAGUACAGGAUGCUUGUGGGUAUGGUCGACGUUGUGUUUGCCGAUGUUGCGCAGCCCGAUCAGGCCCGUAUCGUCGGAUUGAACUGCCACUUGUUCCUGAAGGAGAAGGGUGGUGUGCUUGUGUCGGUCAAGGCCAACUGUAUCGAUUCCACAGCGGCACCCGAGGCCGUAUUUGCGAGAGAAGUGCAGAAGAUGAGGGAGGAGAGGAUCAAGCCUUUGGAACAGCUUACUUUGGAGCCGUUCGAGAGAGACCACUGCAUGGUUGUCGGUCGUUACAUGCGUUCUCAGUCUUAA